Messenger RNA from Ascochyta rabiei, 2034 nucleotides. Its product is annotated as Protein-serine/threonine phosphatase. The record is from RefSeq and is a predicted model, not a curated record. Gene Ontology annotation, cellular component: nucleus; cytoplasm. The transcript has a single exon. Lineage: Eukaryota; Fungi; Ascomycota; Dothideomycetes; Pleosporales; Didymellaceae. The coding region runs from base 1 to 2034 and encodes 677 amino acids. Gene Ontology annotation, molecular function: protein serine/threonine phosphatase activity.
AUGGGCAACCAACCGUCCAGCGAAAAGGGAAAGAAGGGGGAGAAGGGCGCUGAUGGUGUUCCUCUAGGACGUGAAUAUUACCGCUCUUUCGAACGAUCAGACACCCAAGGCUCCACACGCUCGUUGCGCAACUCCAUUCGUAACAAAAUCCCCGGCACCGGUAAGACCGACAGCCCACGCAACUCAGUGUCGAACCUGAGCGAAGUUUCCAACGGCAAGAACGACAAGUCGGAUGCAGUUUCUCUCAAAUCAGAGAAGAGCAAAGGAGGUCGAAGCUCACGACGAGGCUCGGUAGCUUCGGAAGGAGCUGGUCUCGUCGAAACAGCCGCACAGGUGGACGAGCUGCCAGACGAGCCGCAGCCACCACCUUCGCCCGUCCAGGGUGCUACUGUUGGACAUGGCCACGAAGCUGUGGGCAAAGCACAGCAAACCGGCGAAGUCGACCGCGUUUCCGAAGUACCGCCCUCGGGUGUUCCACCGCCCUCAGCUUCAACUCAACCGGGAGAAUCGAUCUUACAGAAGAAGGGCCAGCCGAUUCCGAGACUGCCGGAACCUCCCACAGCGAACGAUGGGGCUGGGUCGCCUAUGGAGAUCAGCGCACUCAAGGCGAUAGACCUUGACGACAUGAUCCAGCGUUUGCUGGAUGCAGCCUACGCUGGCAAGGUCACCAAGACGGUCUGUUUGAAGAAUGCAGAGAUCUUCGCGAUUUGCUCUGCUGCACGGGAGGUGUUCUUGAGCCAGCCAGCGCUGUUGGAGCUUGCGCCACCCGUCAAGAUUGUCGGCGACAUCCACGGCCAGUACACAGACUUGAUUCGCAUGUUCGAGAUGUGUGGGUUCCCUCCCAACUCUAACUAUCUGUUCCUGGGCGAUUACGUCGACCGUGGCAAGCAGAGCUUGGAAACUAUCCUACUACUGAUGUGCUACAAGCUCAAGUUCCCCGAGAACUUCUUCCUCCUCCGCGGUAAUCACGAAUGCGCGAACGUCACACGUGUGUACGGCUUUUACGACGAAUGCAAACGAAGGUGCAAUAUCAAGGUGUGGAAAGCCUUUGUCGAUACCUUCAACUGUCUGCCAAUUGCAGCCAUCGUGGCUCAGAAGAUCUUCUGCGUUCAUGGUGGCUUGUCUCCGAGUUUGUCGCACAUGGACGAUAUUCGACAGAUUGCACGACCCACCGAUGUCCCUGAUUAUGGCUUGUUGAACGACCUGUUGUGGAGUGACCCAGCAGAUAUGGAGAAUGACUGGGAGUCCAAUGAGCGAGGUGUCAGCUAUUGCUUCGGCAAGAAGGUCAUCAUGGAGUUCUUGCAACGACAUGACUUCGACCUAGUUUGUCGAGCGCACAUGGUAGUUGAAGAUGGCUAUGAGUUCUUUACCGACAGAGUCCUCGUCACCGUGUUCUCAGCGCCGAACGUAAGUAAUGCUUCGCCCGAAACAUGUCGCAUCACUAACAAGCUACAGUACUGCGGCGAAUUCGACAACUGGGGUGCCGUCAUGUCGGUCUCAGGUGAACUGCUCUGCAGUUUCGAAUUGCUCAAGCCUCUUGACUCGAGCGCUCUCAAGAGCCAUAUCAAGAAGAGCAGGAACAAGCGUCAAAGCAUGCUCAACUCACCAGUACGUAUCAAGCGGCCUCGGCCUAUGGAUUUAAAGCAAUCUCUAGCGCCAUAUAUUAUAUAUCUUCCUUGUACUGACUUAGUUGCAGCCUGCACAAUACGCUCCCCAGAGUUACUAACGUGCUUCUUUCUGUGUAGGAUAGCGAGAGCGGUGGCUCACCGUUGUCAAUACUCGCAAAAGACAAGCUCAUGCAAGAUCCAGGUUGUGAUGAAUCAGCGGACAAGUACAAGAAUGCAGACGGGUCCGAUACGAGGUGCCUACGACAGGGCCUACGGCGGAGACCUGGUUCGAAUCAGCUCGGUAGCUCAGGCGACAGCGAAAAGGCCCUCACUGCACAGACAGUCGAUACGUCGACACCAUCGAUACCCACGUCGCCUCAUAUCCCUCCCAUACCAGCCAAAAAUCUCGCUGUCAAAUCGCUCUUAG